AUGUCAGCCCUCUUUUGUAGACUCGCAGCGCCCAGGUGCUCACCGAGGCGGUGGCUGGGUGUGAUUAUGCGGGAAACGCACGGCCGAACUACCUGUCUGGUUCACCGGGACAGAGCGCGACUGCUGGCCGGGGGCGGUUGCCCUCUGACGGCGUACAGUCGCGCACACAGCCGCAGGCAGCACACGGAGGCGGCCGGUCCAGUAGAGGUGGAUUUCAAGCGGUUAGAGGGGGAAGACGAUGGGAUAGUGGAGGUGUUGAUGUGCCGACUCAAGGCAAGAAACGCUUUGGGCCAUGUGUUUGUGUCACAGAUGAGGGAGCUGGUGUCCACUCUGUCCAAUGACUCAGCAGUUCGUGUGGUUGUCUUCAGGAGUUUAGCGCCAGGUGUUUUCUGUGCAGGUGCAGACCUGAAAGAGAGAGCUCUGAUGAACAACACUGAGUCUGAUCUGUUUGUUCACGGGCUGCGAUCCCUCAUGACUCAGAUAGCAUUGUUGCCCAUGCCGACCAUCGCAGCGAUGGACGGCGUUGCCCUGGGAGGUGGGUUGGAGUUGGCUUUGGCCUGUGACCUCCGCACUGCUGCAUAUUCCGCACAGAUGGGUCUGAUUGAGACCACACGGGGGCUGCUCCCAGGGGCGGGGGGCAGUCAGCGGCUGCCGCGGAUGAUCGGCAUGACUCUGGCCAAAGAGCUCAUCUUCACAGGUAGGCGUGUGGGAGGGCAGGCGGCCCUGGAGAUGGGGCUCGUAAACAGAGCUGUAGAACAGAACCAGACUGGAGACGCUGCCUACAGAGAGUCACUCAGCCUGGCCCGAGAGAUACUGCCCCAGGGUCCUAUUGCUGUGCGGAUGGCAAAAGAGGCAAUGAACAGAGGCAUCGAGGUUGACAUUGGUUCAGCAAUGGCAAUAGAGAGGAUGUGUUACGCCCGGGUCAUCCCCACGCAGGACAGACAGGAGGGUAUGGCUGCCUUUAUAGAGAAGAGACCCCCGCGGUACACUGGGGAAUAAACUCUUGCGAGCUAUUGGAUUUCUCUCUCACACAGACGUGCCCACACAGAUACACACCGCUCUCUAAAACCUCAUGUCUGAUAGGCAAUUAACUCCCAUUGAUUGUGUGUGUACAUCCUAGCCGUGUCGAUACAUUAGUUAGGGUCAGCGUGAGUUCUCAGUGACUGUUCGUGACAUCCAGGAUGAGACUGACUGAAGGUGGUUUUCAUGUGAAGGUUUAUACCGUUUUAUUCACACGUUCCAUGCACCAUGUGGUGUAAAGCUCAUAUUUGAAAUAAAAAGGCAACGUGAGCAUCGUC
Morone saxatilis (striped sea-bass) is the source of this 1298-nucleotide messenger RNA. It is a transcript of the gene echdc2, whose product is annotated as enoyl CoA hydratase domain containing 2. Gene Ontology annotation, cellular component: mitochondrion. The record is from RefSeq and is a predicted model, not a curated record. Gene Ontology annotation, molecular function: enoyl-CoA hydratase activity. The coding region runs from base 1 to 999 and encodes 332 amino acids. NCBI's taxonomy places the organism in Eukaryota, Metazoa, Chordata, Actinopteri, Moronidae. Gene Ontology annotation, biological process: fatty acid beta-oxidation. The transcript is spliced from 11 exons.